GUCCAGUCUCGGCCGGCUCGACCCGACCACCCGACUCGUCCAUGGCUUGCGGGAGCAUCUUGCACAUUCAGAGAGCAUGAGAUCUUUCUUACUUCCUGCACACCAACCGUCUGGAACUUCACUAGUCAAGUGAAAUCGCAUGUCCAAAGGGAAGUAUUCAUAACAGAUCAGAGAGCAAUAGCAUUCCAAACAAGUCUACCAUCUGGCAUUAGUACCUUGUUCUUUUUGUUCAUCAAAGCUUCUCUUGGUUUAGCAUACACAUCAUUCUAAUUUCGCAAUACAUUUAAACAUUAAGCAAUGACUUGGUUAUAUUUUGUCUGUAUGAUGUUGGCAGCUUGCUUGAAGUUCCUUAGUCCCAAAGGUAUAGAAAAUUUGGUAUUUCCUGAAGGCACAAGACUUAAUUCUGUGGUCAAGAGGAUUAUAUACAAAUCUGAUGACAAUGACUAUGAUACAUACCACUCUGACGCAAACUCAACAUAUUUGCUGCAACAUGCUGAAGCUACCAGGUUCAAUCUGUUUACAGGAUUUCAGACACUUCCUGACAGAGAGGAGAGCUUCAAGGUGAAUGAAACUAUUAAUGUGCACUGUGGUUUCUACAGUGACAAUGGUGGUUUCAAAAUUUCUGACAUUGACAUGAGAUAUAUGAGAUCUUGUAAAGUUGUUGUAUCUACCUGUGCAUUUGGUGGUGGGGAUGAUCUAUAUCAGCCUAUUGGAAUGGUCAAUUCUUCAAUUGGAAAGGUCUGUUAUGUUGCUCUCUGGGAUGAGGUCACACUAUCAACUCAGGAAUCUGAAGGAAGAGUAGUCGAUGGCAACGGAAUGAGAGGAAGGUGGCGCAUCAUUGUUGUCAGGAGCCUCCCCUUUGUUGAUCAGCGGUUAAAUGGAAAGAUACCAAAGAUGUUGAGUCAUCGCCUUUUCCCAGAAGCAAGAUACUCUAUAUGGGUGGACUCUAAAUACCAAUUCCGAAGGGAUCCAAUAGGAGUGCUUGAAGCACUUCUUUGGAGAACAAAUUCUACCUUUGCUAUUUCUGAACAUGGAGCACGGAGUAACAUCUACGACGAGGGUAAAGCUAUUGUUCAAAAGCACAAGGCUACUCCAGAAGAAGUUGAGGUUCAGUUAACUCAGUAUCGUAAAGAUGGGAUGCCAGAUGCAAAAAGAUUACAUGGGUUAAAAGCUUUAGCUGAAGCUUCAGUCAUUGUGAGGGAGCUGGCCCCAGUGACGAACCACUUCAUGUGUGCUUGGUUCAAUGAAGUUGUUCGAUUCACAUCUCGAGACCAACUCAGUUUUCCGUAUGUCUUGUGGCGUCUAAACAUGCCAGGAAUCAAUAUGUUCCCUGUGUGCACUCGGAGGGAUCUUGUGAACAGUUUGGGUCACACAAGAAAAGUAAAACCUCUUCUUACACAGACCAUUUCAGAGUCUUCUACCACGUAAAUGCCAUUUCUGGUUCAUCUGCUGACAAUCAACUAACCACCGUUGAUUUAUAUGGUUAUAAUCUGCCGCACACCUGGUCCACAGUUUUGUUGUAAAUUAUUCUUUCAUUGUUAGUCAAAAUCGUCACGGUCUCUCUGUACAAGGAUUUGCACCAGAUAGACAUUAAGAGGCAACCAAUCCGUAUCUUGAUGGUACCUGUAAAGUUCUCUUUUAUUUGGUGCGAAGGAGCAAUGUCACCCUUUACUUUUGCUAUAUAUAUAUGAAUGUGUAACAUGUGAAUUUGUGAUGCACCUGUUGCUGGCGAUCAAUGAGAACGGUCUCAUCUGCUGUC
Oryza brachyantha (malo sina) is the source of this 1759-nucleotide messenger RNA. RefSeq names its product probable hexosyltransferase MUCI70. NCBI's taxonomy places the organism in Eukaryota, Viridiplantae, Streptophyta, Magnoliopsida, Poales, Poaceae. The record is from RefSeq and is a predicted model, not a curated record. The transcript is spliced from 6 exons. Bases 298 to 1428 code for a protein of 376 amino acids.